CGUCGGCCCAGUGUUGCCUAAGAUAAUAAAAUUUGUCACUCCCCUUCCCCAGUCCCCCCCUCUCUCUCUCUCUGCAUAUUUCUUGUUCGAAAACAACACUUUUAACACCACUAUCCGUCAUAAUCAAGCAACAACCUCACCAUCUGGCUACAAACCAUGGCUGUUUUUGCACUUUCCAUGGUGGUUCUCUUGGCCAUGGCAGGCUAUUCAAGCGCAGCUUAUUGUGUAUGUAACUCUGCAUUGAGUGACGCAGUUCUUCAAAAGAACAUAGAUUAUGCUUGUGGAAACGGAGCUGAUUGUACUCUAAUCCUUCAAGGUGCUACUUGUUUUAACCCUAAUACAGUCAAGGAUCACUGUAAUUACGCUGUCAACAGUUAUUUCCAAAGGAAAGGUGAAGUUUCAGGGAGCUGCGAUUUCUCAAACACAGCUACCGUUAGCCAAACAGCCCCACCUGGGGCAACUUCUGUAUGUUAUGCUGGUAGCCCAAGCUCGACAACCCCAACCACCUCAUCACCACCUGGGACUGGAACCGGAACCGGAACCGGAACCCCUGGGACCGGGACCGGGACUGGAACCGGGACAGGAACCCCUGGAACCGGAACCGGGACCGGGACCGGAACCGGAACCGGAACCGGAACUGGAACUGGAACCGGAACUGGAACUGGCAUUGGGUUGAACCCACCGUUUGGAAUGGGCCCUACAGGACAAGACACCAGUGGUGCUGAAUCUUUCAACUGUUUGACUUUAUUGACUCUUUUGGUUCCGGGUUUGAUCUUAUGGUUAAGGUUGAUCUAAGGGUGUUUUGUUAUAUGAUGAAUCAUGUUGUAAUCUAUGGAGUUGUAUGGUGGUAGUAGGGAAUCGAUUAUCGGUUGUAAUCCAUUAUAGCCUAUUUUUUUUGGUUGUACUUUUUGUAUGUGGGGAAUUUAUGCCUUUUGAAAUGAGGCUGUCUUCUGUGAAUGGGUGUUUGUGGGGGGUACUGCUACUCUUUUAUUGAUUCCUUUUAGAUUUUUCA
This is a messenger RNA of Lactuca sativa (garden lettuce), 1012 nucleotides long. RefSeq names its product PLASMODESMATA CALLOSE-BINDING PROTEIN 1. The record is from RefSeq and is a predicted model, not a curated record. Lineage: Eukaryota; Viridiplantae; Streptophyta; Magnoliopsida; Asterales; Asteraceae.